This is a messenger RNA of Candida tropicalis MYA-3404, 1386 nucleotides long. Its product is annotated as mitochondrial 37S ribosomal protein uS4m. The coding region runs from base 1 to 1386 and encodes 461 amino acids. Gene Ontology annotation, biological process: positive regulation of translational fidelity. Gene Ontology annotation, cellular component: mitochondrial small ribosomal subunit. Gene Ontology annotation, molecular function: structural constituent of ribosome; rRNA binding. The record is from RefSeq and is a predicted model, not a curated record. The transcript has a single exon. Lineage: Eukaryota; Fungi; Ascomycota; Pichiomycetes; Serinales; Debaryomycetaceae.
AUGCCUAGAAAAGUAGACAAGCUCCGUCAUAUGACGAGAGGGAAUAUUACCAUGUCCAUGAACAAGUUGAACUUGUUUAAUGUUUACAGAAAGGAUCCUUUACUGUAUUUUGGUAAAACAUUAUACCAACAAAAAUGGGCCGCCAAAAGUGAAACAAGAAAGUACCAUGGGGAACAUCUUAGAGAAAAACACUUCAAGAAUGUAUUAUUCGACAAGGAUUUGAAAACAUACUCCCAAUUAGAUGCAUCCUUAAAAGGUCGUGAUGUUGCUCCUACUCCAAUCACUUUGCAAACAUUCGGUACCUUGGAAAAGAGAUUAGAAGUUGCUUUGUUUAGAAGUAUGUUUGCCAGUUCCCUUAGACAAGCAAGGCAAUUUAUUCUUGGUGGAUUUGUCAAAGUUAAUGGAGUCGUCAUGAAAUAUCCUUCUUUCCCAUUACAAAGUGGGGAUGUGUUCAGCGUUGAUCCAGAAAAAGUUUUAUAUGCCUUGGGUAAAGACAAGCCAAGUCUAGAAAAAGCAUUGAGUGUCGACAGAAAACAAAUCAAGUCCUGGAACCAUUAUGUCUAUGAAGCUAAGAAGAACCCAGAAAAAAUUUGGAAUUUGAAACAAAAGCAGCCAGAAUCAUUGGAUACUUUGAGACAAGCCGAAGCUUCUGAACAACAUAAAAGCUCCGUUAAUAGUGCUAAGAAGUUGAUGAAGAUACAACAAGAUCAAGUCACCAGAGAAUCUAUUUUGUCUGAUAUUUUGAAAUUGGGUAAUGCUGCAGGAGCUGCUGUUUCUGAAGAGACUUUCAACAAGUACGGUAAAAUUCCAAGUGCCAAAUGUUUACAAAUUUACCAAGGUUUGGUUGAAAAGAAACACCCAUUGAUCAGUGAACCUUCAGAAGAAAACAUUAGCAAAUUGUUUGCUAAAGACAAUGAAAGAUCCCCAGAAGAAAAAGCUGCUGGUAGAUUAAUUAUUGCUACCUUACGUGAAUUACAAAAAAGUGAAUGGGAAAGAAUUCGUGUUGAAUUUGAAAGCCUUGAAGAUGGUGUUGGAAACAAGUUCUUUGAAUCAUCAUUUGCUGAAAAAUUAAAGCCAGCCACAAAAUUAAACAAAGAAGCUAUUUUGGAAGACGAAUCCAAGGCCAAGGUUACUUUGCCAUGGCAAAACCAUCUUUUCGGAAGAAAAGACCCUUCAAGAUCAUACUUCACUCCAUGGAAACCAAGAGCUUUCUUGGGUGCAUUUGCUAUUUUGCCUUCUCACAUAGAAAUCUCAUUUGAUACAUGUCACGCUAUUUACUUAAGAGACCCAAUUGCUAGACCUGGCCAUUCUGAAGUAAUCUCUCCAUUCCCAGACCAUGUUCAUGAAAGAGCUUACAUGUACUAUGUCAGAAAAGGUAAGGCUUAG